AUGGCCUCCCAAGAUACGCUGGUCGAAUUGCGAAAUGUCGUUGAUGUGGUGCCAAAACUCGAAACAGAUAGGGAGAGCGCGGGAGCGGAUCUUUCUGAGGAGGUAGAUCUUGUUGAUUGGGAUGGCCCAGAUGAUCCCCAAAACCCGAUGAAUUGGCCAAAGUCGAAGAAACGAGGACAUGUUGCGCUGGUUAGUAUCGUGAACUUUCUUGUGAACCUUUCCACAACAAUAUCCGCUCCUGGAGCUGGUCUCUUGAUGAAAGACUUCCACCAAACCAAUGCUAUAAUUGGAAGUUUCUCAAUCAGUAUCUUCCUCCUUGGAUUCGCUCUUGGCCCUCUCGUCAUGGCGCCUCUAUCCGAGCUUUAUGGACGGUUACCUGUGUACCAUCUUUCUAUCAUCACUUUCAUCGCAUUUCUUUUGGGCUGUGGCUGGAGCCAAAACAUUGUGGAAUUCCUCAUCUUCCGAUUUAUCGCUGGGUGUGCGGGGUCAUCUCCUUCUACCAUUGGAGGAGGAACGGUAGCAGAUUUGAUUCCAGUCGAGCAUAGAGGAGCUGCUAUCGCCAUGACGUCCAUCGGGCCAAUCUUUGCUCCUGUGAUUGGUCCUGUCAUUGGAGGAUUCAUUGCUCAGAGGCUGGGAUGGAGAUGGACAUUCUGGAUUGUGGCUGCAGCUGUAAGAGUUUGGCUCGCUGCUGCUAUGACUUUCAUGCGAGAGACUUGUGGCCCAGUAAUACUGGAACGAAAAGCUGCUCGGCUUCGAAAAGAAACUGGAAACAUCGACCUCGAAGCUAAGGGACGUGGAAAGUUGUCUCCACUUGCUCAUCUGGGACGUGGGUUGUCCCUGCCCUUGAAGCUGCUAGUCUUGUCACCAGUUGUCCUUUUGCUUUCAUUAUAUGUUGCAUUUAUUUUUGGCUUGAUGUUCCUUUGCUUCAGCACUUAUUCUGCAGUCUUCGUUGAUCAAUACCAUUUCGCAGUAGGGGUUUCUGGGCUGGUAUAUCUUGGCCAAGGUAUCGGCAUGAUCACCGGACUUAUUCUAUUUGCAACUUUGAGCGAUAGAAUCUUGAAAGCUAGAGCUUCCAAGCAUAAAGGAGAGAUGACACCGGAAGAAAGAUUGCCAUUGAUGGUAUAUUUCUCGCCCAUUGUGCCCAUUGGAUUCUUCUGGUACGGCUGGACUGCACAAGAGAAGGUUCAGUGGAUGGCACCAAUUGUUGGAACGAGCUUCAUUGGCCUUGGGAAUUUGUUUGUGAUGGUACGCACUCCUUUGACUCGUAAUUUGCCUUCUCAGAUCUAUCUCGUCGACGCCUUCAAAGCGGAGGCUGCCGCAUCAGCGCUUGCUGCUGCCACAGUGUUGCGAUCUCUCUUUGGCACAUUUUUGCCUUUGGCAGCUCCUCACUUGUAUGCCAAACUUGGCUAUGGCUGGGGGAAUAGCAUCUUCGGGUUCAUCGCUCUAGCUUUCAUUCCUGUGCCAAUCAUGUUCUACAAGUUUGGGGCUCGAUUGAGGGAGAGGUUUCAAGUACGCCUUUGA
Molecule: messenger RNA, 1521 nt
Organism: Mollisia scopiformis
Lineage: Eukaryota; Fungi; Ascomycota; Leotiomycetes; Helotiales; Mollisiaceae
Product: putative MFS transporter
Exons: 4
Coding region: 1-1521 (506 amino acids)
Biological process (GO): transmembrane transport
Molecular function (GO): transmembrane transporter activity
Source: RefSeq, a predicted model, not a curated record